Solea senegalensis (Senegalese sole) is the source of this 2145-nucleotide messenger RNA. RefSeq names its product estrogen-related receptor gamma. The annotation marks the transcript as partial. Lineage: Eukaryota; Metazoa; Chordata; Actinopteri; Pleuronectiformes; Soleidae. The record is from RefSeq and is a predicted model, not a curated record. The transcript has 2 exons.
CAUUUGAACCUUUCUUUUUCAGGCUUUCCCUCCCUCUCCCUGGCAGACCAGAUGAGUCUACUGCAGAGCGGCUGGAUGGAGAUCUUGAUCCUGCGGGUGGUGUUCCGCUCGCUGGCCCUGGAGGACAAGCUGGUGUAUGCUGAGGACUACAUCAUGGACGAAGAGCAGUCCAAGCUGGCAGGUCUGCUCGACCUUAACAACGCCAUCCUGCAGCUGGUGAAGAAGUACAAAACCAUGGGGCUGGAGAAGGAGGAGUUUGUGGUCCUCAAGGCCAUAGCGCUCUCUAACUCAGACUCCAUGCAAAUUGAGGACUCGGAGGCAGUUCAGAGACUCCAGGAUGUCCUUCAUGGGGCCCUCCAGGAUUACGAGGCCGCCCACCACCCGGAGGACCCUCGGCGUGCGGGCAAACUGAUCAUGACCCUCCCUCUCCUGCGUCAGACAGCUGCCCGUGCCGUCCAGCACUUCUGCAGCAUCAAACAGGACGGCCGCGUGCCGAUGCACAAACUCUUCCUCGAACUGCUGGAGGCCAAAGCCUGACCCCGAACACAGCUUCAUCCUCCUGACCUCCGGUGCAGAGGUCGGGGUGAGAGGAAGUGAAGGAUAACGGGUAACAGUGGGGUUUAACGCCAUGUAUUUGUCCAUUUCAGCUUGCAUUUGACUGUAUUGUUUCAAAUUUGCAAUUGCCAGAAAGCAGCUGGAGUACUUUUUAGAGCUGCACCCCCCCCCUCCCCCCUCCACCCCUCCUAUUUCCAAUGAACAUUUGGGAAAAAAAACCAGUCAUAUUCGCAUUUUAGUGUCUUUGGCGCCAUGGACGUUGUCAUCUGUGCUGUGUGUGACACUUAUUUAAAUGUGUUGACCUGCAUCGGAAGCAGAGGACAGACAGUUUAAAGCAGAGGAAAUCGCCUUCUAGAGAUAUUUAAACUUUCAUGCCAAAAGUAGAGCUUCUUUCAUCAAAUGACCACCUGAUACUUGAAGAUCCUCGUGGAUUAUUUCUCUCCCUCCCCCUCCCACCCCCUAUCUUGAAGCCUGUUAAUAUGCAUUCUAGUGCAUUUAGAGAAGCCUUUUUUCAUAAUGAGACUUCAUUUGUCCUUUUGUAUAGAAAACGUCAUGUGUCCUGAGAGGUACAGUAAAGUCUUGCCAAAGAGUAAAGACUCAUACUAUUGAAUAAUACCAGCAAACGUCCACAGCAUUAUAACGUGGCCUCUACGACAUUCACUUAACGUAUACAUCCCGCUCUAGAAUCUAUCUAUCUAUCCAGUCACUACACAGUAUAUAUGAAUAAUCAAAGAAUCAGAAUCUCGUCACACAAUAACCUGAUUUUAGCAGAACAUUUCAGGGACUUAACAUGUCAUGAUACAGCGGUACUACAGCAAUGUGAUAUUUAUUUAAAAGUGUCUCUUGUUCUUUUGCUGUUUUUAUUUCCUAUUGAAGCAAUGACAGUGGAUUUUUCUUUUUCUUUUUAAGAUUUUUAAACGAUACCAUUGUAAGAUAUUUUUUUAUUAGCUUCUCCGCUGCAGCACUGAUAACCUACUGUACGUAAAACCAUAUCACGAGAUUCGAGACGACAUGAUCAUAAGUGGAGUCUUGUACUUGAAUUUAAAGAUCCAUAACGUUGUAGGGUUGUGAACACCCAUAGAUAUAACUUUAACUAUGUAAAAAUGGCUGCCAUACUGUAUAAUCCGGAUUAGGGAGGCACUUGAUAUCCUUUCUAUGGUAGAAAUCUGUGUGUAGGAUAAAAACGUGUGCACUACUUUUGCUUUUUUUAGCCAGAAAGUUUUGGGGGAAGUGUAGGGGGGUGACACUGUGUAAAUCUAGUGUGUUUAGUGUGAAGAGUUUUUCCUUUUCUGCACAUAUUAAAUGAAGGGAUUCAAUUUCGAAGGAGUUUUAAAUUUGCAGAAAGCCGUGCCCCCUCGUUCUACUCCUUAAUGCAAGGUACUGUGAUGUCCAUAUUCUUUGGUGAGGGCAGCACUAUGGCAGGUUAAAUGUAUGUUGUGUACUUUUUUGCUGUAUAUACAUCAUGUCCUCCUAUGCCAACAGAGAUGUUUGAAGAUGCAAAUAAGCUGUGUUUGGAUGAGUUGUGCCGUGCUAUUUCAUUCUCAGGUGGAUUCUUGGGCAAUAAAGAUGUUCCCCAUAAUGCAAAGCUCA